Molecule: messenger RNA, 15099 nt
Organism: Rangifer tarandus platyrhynchus (Svalbard reindeer)
Lineage: Eukaryota; Metazoa; Chordata; Mammalia; Artiodactyla; Cervidae
Source: the annotation of a GenBank genome assembly
AUGAAGUUAAUAGUUUUGUCUUUGGUUGUGGCACUUUGCAUCAUCUGCAAAGGUGUCACAAGUUCAUCAGACUACAGUACGUCUGGAUCACUCAGCACUCCAGAAAAAGGAUCCCAUAUUCCAGAAGCAACGCCGAAAUACUCAGAAACAAACGCAAUUAUUGGUGAAGCUUCUACUUGGGGCAAAGGAGCAUAUAAAGCUUUCAACGGUCGUGUUUUUUCCUUUGAGUCUUCAUGCACGUAUACUUUCUGCCGUCACUGUGUUGAAUCGGGAGGAGAUUUCAAUAUUGAGAUCAAACGAAACAAUGAUAGUGAGAUUGAAAAAAUAACAGUUAUAAUUGACAACAAUGAUGUCUCUAUCUUUGGUGAUAUACUUUUAGUUAAUGGUGAAAGUGUUCAGAUACCAUAUAACAAUAAGUUGAUUCACAUUAAAAAAUAUGGAGAACAUAAUGUUCUGAAUAGUCGAAGAGGAAUCCUGUCUUUAAUGUGGGACAAAAACAACAAACUCUCACUCACUCUUCACAAGCAGUAUCCAACUUGUGGUCUUUGUGGUAACUUCAACAGCACUCCAGGAGAUGAUAUCAGUGAGCACAUUGCCGAUAGUAAAAUUCCUGGUGAUUGUUCCAAAGCUGUUAGUAAAAACUAUGAAGUUUGUGAAGAUGGAGUACAGUACUGUAACAAAAUUAUUGGAACCUAUUUUGAGAAAUGUGGAAAGGUUAGCACUUUAUCCAGUGACUACAAAAUGAUCUGCAUUGAUGAGUACUGCCAAAGUAGAGACAAAACAUCCACAUGUGACACUUACUUAGAAUUGUCCCGCCUCUGUGCCUCAGAUGGUCCUGGCAUCUUUGAAUCCUGGAGAAAUGAUCCUGAUGUGGUUUGUGAAAAACCUAUUUGCCCAGAAAAGCAUAUCUACAAAGAAUGUGGUCCCUCAAAUCCUGCAACUUGUUCUAAUGUGGCUCCUUUUCAAGACAUUGAAUGUGUGAGUGGUUGCACCUGCCCAGAAGGUUAUCUAUUGGAUGAUAUUGGAGAGAAAGGGAGAUGUGUGUUGAAGUCUGACUGUCCCUGUGAAUCUGGUGGAAAGGUAUAUCAGUCAGGAGAAGUCCGCGAAGGUUCUUGUGGUUCUGUGUGCACAUGCCAAGAAGCAAAGUGGUCUUGCACUAAAACAUUAUGCCCUGGGAGAUGUAAGAUAGAAGGAAGUUUGAUUACCACCUUUGAUGGCGUUAAAUACAACCAUCCUGGAAACUGUCACUUUUUGGCCAUCCAUGAUAAAGAUUGGUCUAUUAGUGUUGAGCUUCGUCCAUGUCCAAGUGGUCAGUCAGGAACGUGCUUAAAUAGUGUGACACUCCUCUUGAAUUCGUCUGCUCAAGUUGACAAAUACGUGUUCAAUAGAGAUGGAACAGUCACAAGUGACAAGCUUGGAGAUCAAGGUUAUUAUUAUUCAGACCAAAUACAGAUCUUCAAUGCAUCUUCCUCAUACCUUCAAGCAGAAACAUACUUUCAUGGAAAAAUGCAAAUUCAAAUUUUUCCUGUGAUGCAAUUGUAUGUUUCUGUGCCACCCAACCAGUUCACAGAUACUGUAGGACUCUGUGGUUCCCACAACAACAGAGCAGAGGAUGAUUUCAUGUCAAGUCAGAACAUAUUAGAAAAGACCUCUCAGGCGUUUGCUAGUUCUUGGGAAAUGAUGCCCUGUCCUAAAGCUAGCACUGCUUCUUGCAUCAGUAUAGAAAAAGAACGGUUUGCUGAAAGACACUGUGGAAUUCUUCUUGAUUUGACUGGUCCUUUUGCUUCUUGCCAUUCAAUUGUGGACCCUAAACCAUAUCAUGAGGAAUGCAAAAAAUACACUUGUACUUGUGAAAAUAGCCAAGAUUGCCUGUGUACAAUUUUAGGCAACUACGUGAAAGCAUGUGCUGAGAAGGAAACUUCCAUGGUAGGAUGGAGAACUGGGCUAUGUGAUCAAUCUUGUCCUAGUGGCCUAGUUUUCAAGUACAAUGUAAAAACCUGCAAUAGUUCUUGCCGAUCAUUGUCAGAGAGAGAUAAGAGCUGUGAUAUGGAAGGCAUUCCAGUUGAUGGAUGCACUUGCCCUGAUGAAAUGUACAAGAAUAAUGAAGGAAAUUGUGUUUCAAAAUCUCAGUGUGACUGCUACAUAAAUGAUGAGGUCGUGCAACCAGGCAAACUCAUCCAUAUUGAUGACAACAAAUGUGUCUGCAGAGAUGGGAUUCUUCUUUGCCAGACUCCCAUUGAUUUAACACUACAGAAUUGUUCUGGAGGGGCUGAAUAUGUUGACUGUAGGAAUCCUAAGGCACAGAGGAGAGUUGAUACUACAUGUAGCACUCGGAACAUACCUACUUUUGAUGACAACUUGCCUUGCAAACGUGGUUGCUACUGUCCUGAAGGAAUGGUUCGAAAUUCUAAAGGGAACUGUGUCUUUCCUGAUGACUGCCCAUGCUCUUUUGGUGGACGAGAGUAUGACCAAGGAAGUUUCACCUCAGUCGGCUGCAACAAAUGUACUUGCAUAAAAGGAUCUUGGAACUGUACACAGAAUGAAUGUCAAACCACCUGUCAUAUCUAUGGGGACGGUCAUGUUAGAACUUUUGAUGGAAAAAGUUACAGCUUUGAUGGUCUCUGCCAGUAUGCACUUAUCGAGGAUUAUUGUGGUCGUGAAAAUGGCACAUUCCGUAUUUUAACUGAAAGCGUCCCAUGCUGUGAGGAUGGACUUACAUGCUCGAGAAAAAUUAUAGUUGCUUUUCAGGAUCAAAAUAUUGUCUUGCAUGAUGGUAAAGUCACAGCAGUCAAAACUACAGAAAGUAAGGAAUGUGAACUCAAUGGAAAUUCAUACUCUGUUCAUACUGUUGGCCUGUACUUGAUUCUGAAAUUUUUAAACGGAAUAACCGUAAUUUGGGACAAAAAUACAAGAAUUUCUGUUAUACUGGAUCCACGCUGGAAUGGUCAGGUGUGUGGUCUCUGUGGAAAUAACAAUGGCGAUCUGAAGGAUGAUUUCACCACAAGAUACUCAUCAGCAGCUGUUGGAACACUGGAAUUUGGAAAUAGUUGGAAAACAAGUCAAGAGUGUUCAGACACAGUUGCUCAAACCUUCCCAUGUGACUCAAAUCCAUACUGUAAAGCCUGGGCUGUGCGGAAGUGUGAGAUCAUUCGGGACAGCACCUUCAGAGAGUGUCACAAUAAGGUGGACCCCAGCGAGUACUAUGAUGCCUGUGUUGAGGAAGCCUGUGCCUGUGACAUGGAGGGGAAGUACCUGGGCUUCUGCACGGCGGUGGCAAUGUACGCAGAGGCGUGCAGCGCAGUUGGAGUCUGUGUCACAUGGAGAAAACCAGAUCUCUGUCCUGUCUACUGUGAUUAUUAUAAUGCACCUGGGGAAUUCAGCUGGCAUUAUGAACCCUGUGGCACAGUGACUGCCAAAACAUGCAAAGAUCGAGUAAUUGGCCAGAAAUUUUCUGCACUUUUAGAAGGCUGUUAUGCCAAAUGCCCGGACAGUGCUCCCUACCUGGAUGAGAACACUAUGAAGUGCGUCAGUUUGUCUGAGUGCAGCUGCUUCUAUAAUGAUAUCGUACCAGCCGGUGGAGUGAUUCAAGAUAACUGUGGGAGAACAUGCUAUUGCAUCGCAGGAGAAUUGGAAUGCAGUGCUGGGACACCUGGCGUCGGUUCCCAGCCAACGGCCACACCGUCGGGAGCUGCGAGGACGACUGCUGUCGGGUUCGGAACCAGCCUGCCUCCAGGUGAAACGUCGGAGAGCAGUUCGUCAGUGCCCGGAGGAUCAGAAACAAGUCAACCACCUGGUGUGGUCUCAGAGCCCACCACCCUUUUGCCUGGGGUGGCAAGCCCCAAGGCCACGGGAUCCGAGGCCAGUUCACCUUCAACUGCCGUGUCAGGGUUGCCUGGCUCCACACAAGGAGGAUUUGCAGCCACUGGAGGGAGUGGUGCAGGCUCAACGCCUACUGCCCCGUUAUCAGGAGAAAGAAGGGCCAGUGUUCUAUCAGAAACCCGCGUACCUCUAUCUGGAGCUCCGGGGACCCCUGGAUCAUCACCGGGAAGUCCGCAAGCAGCUGGAGCAGGUGGUGAAGGUUCAGCGACAGCUGCCCCAUUGGCUGGAGCCACAGGGCCAAGUGUUACCGGAUCAGGAGCCAGCACACCUUUAUCUGGAGCGCCUGGGACCCCUGCGUCAGCCAGCAUAAGCCCAGAAGCAAGGGCAAGACCCCCGGUCAGUUCCGAGUCAACGGUCACAUUGUCUGGAGCAACAGGGCCUAGUUUGCUAAGGUCUGGAACCAGUGUACCUUUAUCUGGAGGAGCAGUGACCCCUGGGUCAUCCCCAGGAGGGUCAGCAGCACCUGCAAGCCCUGGGGCAGGUUCAGGAACAACUGUCCAAUUCCCUGGAGCCAGAGGGACUGGUGUCACAGCAUCAGGAGCCAGCUUACCCUCAUCUGGAGCACCAGGGAGCCCUGGGUCAGCACCAGGAAGGUCAGGCGCAACUGCAGUAUCUGGUGAAGGUUCUCAGCCCACUGUCCCAUCAUCUGGAGCAACAGGGACUAAUGCUGGACAAUCAGGCGCCCGGUUCCCCUCAUCUGGAAUACCAGCCACAGCUGGAUCCACGACCGGAGGGUCAGCAGUAGCUGGGACACCUGGCGUCGGUUCCCAGCCAACGGCCACACCGUCGGGAGCUGCGAGGACGACUGCUGUCGGGUUCGGAACCAGCCUGCCUCCAGGUGAAACAUCGGAGAGCAGUUCGUCAGUGCCCGGAGGAUCAGAAACAAGUCAACCACCUGGUGUGGUCUCAGAGCCCACCACCCUUUUGCCUGGGGUGGCAAGCCCCAAGGCCACGGGAUCCGAGGCCAGUUCACCUUCAACUGCCGUGUCAGGGUUGCCUGGCUCCACACAAGGAGGAUUUGCAGCCACUGGAGGGAGUGGUGCAGGCUCAACGCCUACUGCCCCGUUAUCAGGAGAAAGAAGGGCCAGUGUUCUAUCAGGAACCCGCGUACCUCUAUCUGGAGCACCGGGGACCCCUGGAUCAUCACCGGGAAGUCCGCAAGCAGCUGGAGCAGGUGGUGAAGGUUCAGCGACAGCUGCCCCAUUGGCUGGAGCCACAGGGCCAAGUGUUACCGGAUCAGGAGCCAGCACACCUUUAUCUGGAGCGCCUGGGACCCCUGCGUCAGCCAGCAUAAGCCCAGAAGCAAGGGCAAGACCCCCGGUCAGUUCCGAGUCAACGGUCACAUUGUCUGGAGCAACAGGGCCUAGUUUGCUAAGGUCUGGAACCAGUGUACCUUUAUCUGGAGGAGCAGUGACCCCUGGGUCAUCCCCAGGAGGGUCAGCAGCACCUGCAAGCCCUGGGGCAGGUUCAGGAACAACUGUCCAAUUCCCUGGAGCCAGAGGGACUGGUGUCACAGCAUCAGGAGCCAGCUUACCCUCAUCUGGAGCACCAGGGAGCCCUGGGUCAGCACCAGGAAGGUCAGGCGCAACUGCAGUAUCUGGUGAAGGUUCUCAGCCCACUGUCCCAUCAUCUGGAGCAACAGGGACUAAUGCUGGACAAUCAGGCACCCGGUUCCCCUCAUCUGGAAUACCAGCCACAGCUGGAUCCACGACCGGAGGGUCAGCAGUAGCUGGGACACCUGGCGUCGGUUCCCAGCCAACGGCCACACCGUCGGGAGCUGCGAGGACGACUGCUGUCGGGUUCGGAACCAGCCUGCCUCCAGGUGAAACAUCGGAGAGCAGUUCGUCAGUGCCCGGAGGAUCAGAAACAAGUCAACCACCUGGUGUGGUCUCAGAGCCCACCACCCUUUUGCCUGGGGUGGCAAGCCCCAAGGCCACGGGAUCCGAGGCCAGUUCACCUUCAACUGCCGUGUCAGGGUUGCCUGGCUCCACACAAGGAGGAUUUGCAGCCACUGGAGGGAGUGGUGCAGGCUCAACGCCUACUGCCCCGUUAUCAGGAGAAAGAAGGGCCAGUGUUCUAUCAGGAACCCGCGUACCUCUAUCUGGAGCACCGGGGACCCCUGGAUCAUCACCGGGAAGUCCGCAAGCAGCUGGAGCAGGUGGUGAAGGUUCAGCGACAGCUGCCCCAUUGGCUGGAGCCACAGGGCCAAGUGUUACCGGAUCAGGAGCCAGCACACCUUUAUCUGGAGCGCCUGGGACCCCUGCGUCAGCCAGCAUAAGCCCAGAAGCAAGGGCAAGACCCCCGGUCAGUUCCGAGUCAACGGUCACAUUGUCUGGAGCAACAGGGCCUAGUUUGCUAAGGUCUGGAACCAGUGUACCUUUAUCUGGAGGAGCAGUGACCCCUGGGUCAUCCCCAGGAGGGUCAGCAGCACCUGCAAGCCCUGGGGCAGGUUCAGGAACAACUGUCCAAUUCCCUGGAGCCAGAGGGACUGGUGUCACAGCAUCAGGAGCCAGCUUACCCUCAUCUGGAGCACCAGGGAGCCCUGGGUCAGCACCAGGAAGGUCAGGCGCAACUGCAGUAUCUGGUGAAGGUUCUCAGCCCACUGUCCCAUCAUCUGGAGCAACAGGGACUAAUGCUGGACAAUCAGGCGCCUGGUUCCCCUCAUCUGGAAUACCAGCCACAGCUGGAUCCACGACCGGAGGGUCAGCAGUAGCUGGGACACCUGGCGUCGGUUCCCAGCCAACGGCCACACCGUCGGGAGCUGCGAGGACGACUGCUGUCGGGUUCGGAACCAGCCUGCCUCCAGGUGAAACAUCGGAGAGCACUUCGUCAGUGCCCGGAGGAUCAGAAACAAGUCAACCACCUGGUGUGGUCUCAGAGCCCACCACCCUUUUGCCUGGGGUGGCAAGCCCCAAGGCCACGGGAUCCGAGGCCAGUUCACCUUCAACUGCCGUGUCAGGGUUGCCUGGCUCCACACAAGGAGGAUUUGCAGCCACUGGAGGGAGUGGGCCAAGUGUUACCGGAUCAGGAGCCAGCACACCUUUAUCUGGAGCGCCUGGGACCCCUGCGUCAGCCAGCAUAAGCCCAGAAGCAAGGGCAAGACCCCCGGUCAGUUCCGAGUCAACGGUCACAUUGUCUGGAGCAACAGGGCCUAGUUUGCUAAGGUCUGGAACCAGUGUACCUUUAUCUGGAGGAGCAGUGACCCCUGGGUCAUCCCCAGGAGGGUCAGCAGCACCUGCAAGCCCUGGGGCAGGUUCAGGAACAACUGUCCAAUUCCCUGGAGCCAGAGGGACUGGUGUCACAGCAUCAGGAGCCAGCUUACCCUCAUCUGGAGCACCAGGGAGCCCUGGGUCAGCACCAGGAAGGUCAGGCGCAACUGCAGUAUCUGGUGAAGGUUCUCAGCCCACUGUCCCAUCAUCUGGAGCAACAGGGACUAAUGCUGGACAAUCAGGCGCCCGGUUCCCCUCAUCUGGAAUACCAGCCACAGCUGGAUCCACGACCGGAGGGUCAGCAGUAGCUGGGACACCUGGCGUCGGUUCCCAGCCAACGGCCACACCGUCGGGAGCUGCGAGGACGACUGCUGUCGGGUUCGGAACCAGCCUGCCUCCAGGUGAAACGUCGGAGAGCACUUCGUCAGUGCCCGGAGGAUCAGAAACAAGUCAACCACCUGGUGUGGUCUCAGAGCCCACCACCCUUUUGCCUGGGGUGGCAAGCCCCAAGGCCACGGGAUCCGAGGCCAGUUCACCUUCAACUGCCGUGUCAGGGUUGCCUGGCUCCACACAAGGAGGAUUUGCAGCCACUGGAGGGAGUGGUGCAGGCUCAACGCCUACUGCCCCGUUAUCAGGAGAAAGAAGGGCCAGUGUUCUAUCAGGAACCCGCGUACCUCUAUCUGGAGCACCGGGGACCCCUGGAUCAUCACCGGGAAGUCCGCAAGCAGCUGGAGCAGGUGGUGAAGGUUCAGCGACAGCUGCCCCAUUGGCUGGAGCCACAGGGCCAAGUGUUACCGGAUCAGGAGCCAGCACACCUUUAUCUGGAGCGCCUGGGACCCCUGCGUCAGCCAGCAUAAGCCCAGAAGCAAGGGCAAGACCCCCGGUCAGUUCCGAGUCAACGGUCACAUUGUCUGGAGCAACAGGGCCUAGUUUGCUAAGGUCUGGAACCAGUGUACCUUUAUCUGGAGGAGCAGUGACCCCUGGGUCAUCCCCAGGAGGGUCAGCAGCACCUGCAAGCCCUGGGGCAGGUUCAGGAACAACUGUCCAAUUCCCUGGAGCCAGAGGGACUGGUGGUGAAGGUUCAGCGACAGCUGCCCCAUUGGCUGGAGCCACAGGGCCAAGUGUUACCGGAUCAGGAGCCAGCACACCUUUAUCUGGAGCGCCUGGGACCCCUGCGUCAGCCAGCAUAAGCCCAGAAGCAAGGGCAAGACCCCCGGUCAGUUCCGAGUCAACGGUCACAUUGUCUGGAGCAACAGGGCCUAGUUUGCUAAGGUCUGGAACCAGUGUACCUUUAUCUGGAGGAGCAGUGACCCCUGGGUCAUCCCCAGGAGGGUCAGCAGCACCUGCAAGCCCUGGGGCAGGUUCAGGAACAACUGUCCAAUUCCCUGGAGCCAGAGGGACUGGUGUCACAGCAUCAGGAGCCAGCUUACCCUCAUCUGGAGCACCAGGGAGCCCUGGGUCAGCACCAGGAAGGUCAGGCGCAACUGCAGUAUCUGGUGAAGGUUCUCAGCCCACUGUCCCAUCAUCUGGAGCAACAGGGACUAAUGCUGGACAAUCAGGCACCCGGUUCCCCUCAUCUGGAAUACCAGCCACAGCUGGAUCCACGACCGGAGGGUCAGCAGUAGCUGGGACACCUGGCGUCGGUUCCCAGCCAACGGCCACACCGUCGGGAGCUGCGAGGACGACUGCUGUCGGGUUCGGAACCAGCCUGCCUCCAGGUGAAACGUCGGAGAGCAGUUCGUCAGUGCCCGGAGGAUCAGAAACAAGUCAACCACCUGGUGUGGUCUCAGAGCCCACCACCCUUUUGCCUGGGGUGGCAAGCCCCAAGGCCACGGGAUCCGAGGCCAGUUCACCUUCAACUGCCGUGUCAGGGUUGCCUGGCUCCACACAAGGAGGAUUUGCAGCCACUGGAGGGAGUGGUGCAGGCUCAACGCCUACUGCCCCGUUAUCAGGAGAAAGAAGGGCCAGUGUUCUAUCAGAAACCCGCGUACCUCUAUCUGGAGCUCCGGGGACCCCUGGAUCAUCACCGGGAAGUCCGCAAGCAGCUGGAGCAGGUGGUGAAGGUUCAGCGACAGCUGCCCCAUUGGCUGGAGCCACAGGGCCAAGUGUUACCGGAUCAGGAGCCAGCACACCUUUAUCUGGAGCGCCUGGGACCCCUGCGUCAGCCAGCAUAAGCCCAGAAGCAAGGGCAAGACCCCCGGUCAGUUCCGAGUCAACGGUCACAUUGUCUGGAGCAACAGGGCCUAGUUUGCUAAGGUCUGGAACCAGUGUACCUUUAUCUGGAGGAGCAGUGACCCCUGGGUCAUCCCCAGGAGGGUCAGCAGCACCUGCAAGCCCUGGGGCAGGUUCAGGAACAACUGUCCAAUUCCCUGGAGCCAGAGGGACUGGUGUCACAGCAUCAGGAGCCAGCUUACCCUCAUCUGGAGCACCAGGGAGCCCUGGGUCAGCACCAGGAAGGUCAGGCGCAACUGCAGUAUCUGGUGAAGGUUCUCAGCCCACUGUCCCAUCAUCUGGAGCAACAGGGACUAAUGCUGGACAAUCAGGCGCCCGGUUCCCCUCAUCUGGAAUACCAGCCACAGCUGGAUCCACGACCGGAGGGUCAGCAGUAGCUGGGACACCUGGCGUCGGUUCCCAGCCAACGGCCACACCGUCGGGAGCUGCGAGGACGACUGCUGUCGGGUUCGGAACCAGCCUGCCUCCAGGUGAAACAUCGGAGAGCAGUUCGUCAGUGCCCGGAGGAUCAGAAACAAGUCAACCACCUGGUGUGGUCUCAGAGCCCACCACCCUUUUGCCUGGGGUGGCAAGCCCCAAGGCCACGGGAUCCGAGGCCAGUUCACCUUCAACUGCCGUGUCAGGGUUGCCUGGCUCCACACAAGGAGGAUUUGCAGCCACUGGAGGGAGUGGUGCAGGCUCAACGCCUACUGCCCCGUUAUCAGGAGAAAGAAGGGCCAGUGUUCUAUCAGGAACCCGCGUACCUCUAUCUGGAGCACCGGGGACCCCUGGAUCAUCACCGGGAAGUCCGCAAGCAGCUGGAGCAGGUGGUGAAGGUUCAGCGACAGCUGCCCCAUUGGCUGGAGCCACAGGGCCAAGUGUUACCGGAUCAGGAGCCAGCACACCUUUAUCUGGAGCGCCUGGGACCCCUGCGUCAGCCAGCAUAAGCCCAGAAGCAAGGGCAAGACCCCCGGUCAGUUCCGAGUCAACGGUCACAUUGUCUGGAGCAACAGGGCCUAGUUUGCUAAGGUCUGGAACCAGUGUACCUUUAUCUGGAGGAGCAGUGACCCCUGGGUCAUCCCCAGGAGGGUCAGCAGCACCUGCAAGCCCUGGGGCAGGUUCAGGAACAACUGUCCAAUUCCCUGGAGCCAGAGGGACUGGUGGUGAAGGUUCAGCGACAGCUGCCCCAUUGGCUGGAGCCACAGGGCCAAGUGUUACCGGAUCAGGAGCCAGCACACCUUUAUCUGGAGCGCCUGGGACCCCUGCGUCAGCCAGCAUAAGCCCAGAAGCAAGGGCAAGACCCCCGGUCAGUUCCGAGUCAACGGUCACAUUGUCUGGAGCAACAGGGCCUAGUUUGCUAAGGUCUGGAACCAGUGUACCUUUAUCUGGAGGAGCAGUGACCCCUGGGUCAUCCCCAGGAGGGUCAGCAGCAGCUGCUAUCCCUGAGGUUGUUUCCAAAACAACUGUCCAUUUUUCUGGAGGAACUGGGACUAAUUUUAAAGGAGUAGAAAUAAAUGGUUCAUCACCUGAACGUUCGGAAAUACCUGGAUCAACACCUGGACUUAUGUUUACCUCUAAGACAUCUCUACUCAGUUCAUCAACAAAUGCCCCUUCAUCUGCAGUGAGUGGAGCAAGUAUAACAUCUGAUGUAUUUUCAGGUACAACUGGGUCAUCAUCUGGAAAAUCCAGUAGCAUUUUUAUAGGGUCCGCAUCAACUGUAUCAUUACCUCAACAAGUAGGGACAUCUGAGUCAACAGAUGGACUAGCAGGAGGUGGUAAAAUCUCUGUUGUAGAUUCUAGGACAAUCACUCCAUCGUAUGGCCCAUCAGGAGCAGCUGAAUCAUCCAUAUUUGAAAUAGGAACCACUUCCACAUAUUCUGAAGUUACAGGAACCAGUAGAUUCUUUCUUGUUGAUUUAGGGACAACUAGACCAUCAUCUGGAGAUACAGGGACCAGUGUUACUGAAUCUAGAACUAGUGCAUCAUCAGAUGAAGAAUCAGGGAAAACUGAAUCAACAGCUCGAUUAACAAGAACCACUAGGGUCUCACUUGUAGGUUCAGGAACAACUAGACCAUCAUCUGUAGAAACGAAGACCACAGUUAUUCAAACUAGAUUUAAUGGAUCAUCAGAUGAAGGAUCAGGAACUAUUGGGUCAGAAGCUGCACUGACAAGAACCACUAGAAUCUCUGUUGUAGUUUCAGGGACAACUGGACCAUCAUCUUUAGAAAUGGGAACCACUCUUACUGAAUCUAUGACUAGUGGAUCAUCUGGUGAAGGAUCAGGGACAACUGGAUCAACAGCUGGACUGACCAGAACCACUAGAAUCUCAGUUGUAGGUUCAGGGACAACUAGACCAUCAUCUGGAGAAAGAGGAACCACUGUUUUAAAAUCUGGAACUAGUGCAGCAUCAGGUGAAAGAUCAGGGACAACUGGAUUAACAGCUGGAUUGACCAGAACCACUAGACUGUUGGUUGCAGAUUCAGAGACAACUAGACCACCAUCUGGAGAUAUAGGGGCCACUGCUACUGAAUCUAGGACUAGAGGGUCAUCAGGUGAAGGAUCAGGGAAAACUGGAUCAACAACUGGACUUACCAGAACUACUAAGACAUCUAUUGUUGCUUCUGGGACAAAUGCACCAUCAUCUGCAGUGACAAGAACAAUAAUAUCUGGUGUAGCCUCAAGGACAACUGGACCAUCAUCUGGAGGAACAGGGACAACUCUUAUUGAGUCCAGAACUAGUGGAUCACCAAGUGAAGGAUUAGGGACAUCUGGGUCAACAGAUGGACUGACAAGAACCACUAGCAUCUCAGUUGUAGGUUCAGGGACAACUGAACUGUCAUCUGGAGAAACAGAAACCACUGUUACUGAAUCUAGGACUAAUGGAUCAUUAGGUGAAGGAUCAGGGAGAACUGGAUCAGCAGAUGGACUGACAAGAACCACUAGAAUCUCUGUAGUAGGCUCAGGAACAACUAGACCAUUAUCUGGAGAAACAAGGACCACUGUUAUUGAAUCAGGAACACGUAGAACAUCAGCUGAAGGAUCACAAACAACCGGAUCAGCAGGUGGAAUGAUAAUAGCUACUAGAAUAUCUAGUGUUCAUUUAGGAACAGCUGGUUCUUUACCUGGAGAAACAAGGACCACUGUUAUAGGAUCAGGAACAAGUGGAAAAUCAGGUGAAGUAUCAGGGAUAACUCGAUCACUUGAUGAACUGACUACAACCACUAGGUUUUCUAGUGUAGCUUCAGGAACAAGUGCACCAUCAUCUGGAAUGACAAGGGCAACUGUAACAUCUGGUGUAGCUUCAAGGACAAGUGAACUAUCAUCUGAAGAAAAAGGGACCAGUGUUACUGAAACAACCAGUGGAUCAUCAAUUGAAGGAUCACAGACAACUGGAACAGCAGGUAGACUGACAAUAACUUCCAGAACAUCUGUUGCAGUUUCAGGAACAGAUGCACCAUCAUCUGGAACAUCAGGGAUGAUUAGGUCAUCAACUGACCUGACUGGAACAACUAAAGUAUCUGUUGUAGAUGCAGGAACAAUAGAACCAUCAACUGUAGAAUCUUGGACAACUGAGCCCAGAGAUUUAGGUUCAUCAACCACUGUAUUUUCAGCCAGUGCUAUAGGAACCACUAGACCUAGAGCAUCAGGGGCAAGUAGACCAUCUGUUGUAGGUUCAGAGACAGCUGGUCCAUUAUCUGCCAAAAUAGAGACCACUGUUAUAAGAUCAGGAUCAAGUGGAUCUUCACUUGAAGGAAGAGGGACACCUGGAUCAACAGAUAGACUGACAGGAACCACUGCAAUCUCUUUUGUAGGCUUUGGAACAACUGGACCAUCAGCCAGAGGAUCAAGGCCAACUGGGAAAGGAGAUAUAAGAUCACCAACCACUGUAUCAUCAGUUGAUGCUACAGGGAACAUUAGAUCUGGAGGAUCAGGCACAACUGGACCAUCUAUUGUAGGUUCAGAGACAGUUGGACCACCAUCUGGAGAAGCAGGGACCACUGUUACAGGAUCAAGAACAAGUGGAAAAUCGGCUGAAAGAUUAGGGACAACUGUAUCAACAGAUGGAUUGAGAAGAACCACUAGAAUCUCUCUUGUAGGUUUAGGCACUACUGGACCAUCAUCUGGGGUGAUGUGGACAACACAAACAUCUAUUGUAGGUUUAGAGACAACUAGAUCAUCAACUGGAGUAUUAGCGACAACUAGACCAUCACCUGGAGGAUUAUGGACAACUGGGACAUCAGUUGAAGGAUCUGAGACAACUGGGUCAUCAACUGAGGCCACAACUUUAAUAGCAAGCAACAGCACAUCUGGAACUGGGCUCAGACCUGAAGAUAACACUGCUGUAGCAGGAGGCCAAGCGACUGGGCGUGUGACAGGUACCACUAAGGUAAUCCCUGGCACAACUGUUGCCCCUGGAAGUUCCAACACAGAGUCCACAACUUCCUUAGAGGAAAGUAGAACAGCAAGAAUUGGAAUAAUCACAGGAGCUACCACUGGCACAUCUGAGAGGUCAAGCCCUGAAAGUAAAACAGGUACCACUGGUGCAAUCUCUGGCACAACAGUUGCACCUGGAAGCUCUAACACAGGGGCUACGACUGCUUUGGGAAGUGGUGAAACCACCCAGGGUGGAAUUAAAAUAGUUACCAUGGUGGUGACUACUGGCACAAUGGUGGCACCUGGAAGUUCCAACACAAAGGCUACAACUCCUGCAGAAGUCAGAACAAACACUGAAGUUGGAAUAGAAACUGAAACUACCACUUCAAGACUCAACAGUGAUGCCACUGGGAGUGGAAUACAAAGAGGUACCACUAGGACAAGCGCUGGAACUACAUCCUCACCUGGAGGUUUCAAUGCAGAAGCAACAACUUUUAAAGAGCAUGUUAGAACCACUGAAACAAGAAUUUUGUCAAGGACUGGCACUGGAAUUGGAAGGCAAACAAGUACUGCUGCGGUAUCAAGCAGAGUUACUGGUGUCUCAGAAAGUUCCAGCCCAGGGACCUCCAAGGAAGUAUCUGAAGCAACUACUGGUCCCAGAAUUUCUACCACUGAAACCACUGUUGUCGCAACAGAACAAGAAAUUGAAAAUAAGACAGAAUGUUCAACAUCUCUUCCACCACCUCCAGCUUGUUAUGGUCCACUGGGAGAAAAGAAGUCACCUGGAGACACAUGGACUGCCAAUUGCCACAAAUGCACCUGUACUGAUGCAGAGACUGUAGACUGCAAACUCAAGGAGUGUCCUUCUCCACCCACAUGCAAACCUGAAGAGAGACUUGUAAAGUUCAAAGAUAAUGAUACCUGCUGUGAAAUUGGAUAUUGUGAGCCAAGAACAUGUUUAUUUAACAAUAAUGACUAUGAGGUUGGUGCUUCAUUUGCUGACCCUAACAACCCAUGUAUCACUUACUCUUGCCACAACACUGGUUUCAUCGCCGUGGUUCAAGACUGCCCCAAGCAGACCUGGUGUGCAGAAGAAGACAGAGUCUAUGAUUCAACAAAAUGUUGCUAUACAUGUAAACCUAAUUGUAGAUCUUCACCCGUGAAUGUGACUGUUAACUACAAUGGUUGCAAGAAAAAAGUUAAGAUGGCAAGAUGCACAGGGGAAUGCAAAAAAACCAUCAAGUAUGACUAUGACCUCUUUCAGUUGAAAAAUUCAUGCCUUUGCUGCCAAGAAGAAAACUAUGAGUAUAGGGAAAUUGAUCUUGACUGUCCUGAUGGUGGUACAAUACCUUAUAGGUACAGGCAUAUCAUUACAUGUUCCUGUUUAGACAUAUGCCAACAGUCUACGACUUCAACAGUCAGUUAA